GGGAGCCGAACCCCCGCGGCUGGGGAGGGGGAUUGAUCCGGCGGUUCCCGUGGAGGGCUACGAGCGAUGCGGGGCAGGCCUCGGGGAGCCGGUGGGACGCAUCGUGGGGAGCAGGACAGGGAGUAACCUCCCGCCCUCGCCUGUUGCGGUCAGCCCCCAAGCAGCAGACGGAAGGAAUGGGCAGAGGCCUGGAGUACUACUUCUCCCAGUUCCUUUGCCUCGCCAGCUUCGUCCUGCUGAUGAUUUUUCUGGGCAUCCUCGUGGUGAAGAUGAUUGGGUCAGGCUGGCUUGACAAGAGAGAGGAGAACUUUAAUCUCUUGCCUGUGGAUUGUGACAGAAGAACGGAUGAUUUCUGCCAGGGGAAACAGAAGGAUGCGAUAAUGAAUGUGCUGCACGAGUUGUAUAACUACUUGUCCGUACAAGCCGGUAAUUUUGAAUGCGGAAACCCUGAGAAUCUAAAAAGCAAAUGCGUUUGGGUUAGUGAAGCGAAGGAUCACGUGGUGAAUAUAACUGGUAGUUCCCCCCAGAAGUUCGAAGCUGCCCUGCACUGGAUACUAAACAGUAACAAGGAUUUAGGAAUAUGGUUGAAAGGCAGAGACCUUUCGGAACCGGUUACCAAAGUGGAGGAAGUGUUCUGUCUCGAAUCGGCCCAUCCCAGUCGGGCAGUGGUCACUGCCGUCGUGAACCUUUUCCUCUUCUUCUGGAGUCUGGUAACUCUCUGGGGGAUCCUGAUCUUCCUUAGGUAUCGCUGGCGGAAGAUGGAGGAGGAGGAGCAAGCCAUGUACGAAAUGGUGAAGAAGAUCAUAGCUGUUGUCCAAGACCACUAUAAGGAAUGGGAACGGAAUUUGGAGCGUUACCCCUACGUUGGCAUUUUCCACGUCCGGGACAGCCUCAUCCCUCCUCAGAGCAGGAAAAAAAUGAAGCGGGUGUGGGAGAGAGCCGUGGACUUUCUGGCCUCGAACGAGUCGCGGAUUCAGACCGAGUCGCACAGAGUCGCAGGAGAAGAUAUGCUCGUGUGGAGAUGGACUCAGCCUUCUUACGUCUCGGAUUCAGAGCACUGAAGAGGAGCAGAAGUCGUGCAACUGCUGGACCUCUGCAAGGAGAUGGUCCCUUCUCUGGUGAUGGGAAAGAGCAGGUCACGGUCCUAAUCUCCCAGGGUUGGGGAUUGCACCCAUCUGUUGGCUCUUCUUUCUGAAAAUCUUCACACACCAAAAUUCAGGGCAAUAAUGUUGGCUUGGAAAGAAGACGGGCUUGAGCUGGUGGGAAGCUAGAACUGCACCAAAGUUAGCCUUCCAGCGGAUAUCUGGCUUCUGUAGGCACGCAAACCUAGAACA
Molecule: messenger RNA, 1334 nt
Organism: Eurypyga helias (sunbittern)
Lineage: Eukaryota; Metazoa; Chordata; Aves; Eurypygiformes; Eurypygidae
Gene: LEMD2
Product: LEM domain containing 2
Biological process (GO): nuclear envelope organization; negative regulation of BMP signaling pathway
Cellular component (GO): nuclear inner membrane
Molecular function (GO): chromatin DNA binding
Source: RefSeq, a predicted model, not a curated record